This is a messenger RNA of Dryobates pubescens (Downy woodpecker), 1412 nucleotides long. RefSeq names its product solute carrier family 35 member A1 (gene SLC35A1). The coding region runs from base 92 to 1105 and encodes 337 amino acids. Gene Ontology annotation, biological process: pyrimidine nucleotide-sugar transmembrane transport. Gene Ontology annotation, cellular component: Golgi membrane. The transcript has 8 exons. Gene Ontology annotation, molecular function: pyrimidine nucleotide-sugar transmembrane transporter activity. The record is from RefSeq and is a predicted model, not a curated record. Lineage: Eukaryota; Metazoa; Chordata; Aves; Piciformes; Picidae.
GGCAUCGGCGCACUCUAUGGUGUAAUGGGAGGAGCGGCGGGGCACGGCGGACGGCUCCGGCCCGGCGCUCUCGGCCACUACUGCGGGCACGAUGUCGCCUCCCAAAGAAAAUGUCAGCUUGCUGUUCAAGCUGUACUGCCUCACGGUGAUGACCCUGAUUGCUGCAGCCUACACGGUGGCGCUGCGCUACACGAGGACGGUGCAGACGGAGCUCUACUUCUCGACGACGGCUGUGUGCAUCACUGAGGUCAUCAAGUUGUUCUUGAGCGUGGGCAUCUUGGCUAAAGAAACUGGAAGCCUGGCAAGGUUAAUAACAUCCCUAAGAGAAAAUGUAUUCGGAAGUCCUAAAGAAUUGCUGAAACUAAGUGUUCCAUCUUUGGUCUAUGCUGUUCAAAACAAUAUGGCAUUUUUGGCUCUCAGCAACUUGGAUGCAGCAGUCUACCAGGUGACAUACCAGCUGAAGAUCCCCUGUACAGCUUUAUUCACAGUCCUGAUGCUGAAGCGCAGCCUUACUAAGCUGCAGUGGUUCUCUGUCUUCAUGCUGUGUGGUGGUGUUACCCUUGUUCAGUGGAAGCCAGCUCAGGCUACAAAAGUACAGGUGGAGCAGAACCCCUGGCUAGGGUUUGGAGCGAUUACUGUGGCUGUACUGUGUUCAGGAUUUGCAGGCGUUUUCUUUGAGAAGAUCUUAAAGAGUUCAGAUACUUCCUUGUGGGUGAGGAAUAUUCAGAUGUACUUACCUGGGAUUGUGGUGACCUUAAUUGGUGUGUACCUGUCAGAGGGAGCCCAGGUUCUGGAGAAAGGGUUUUUCUAUGGCUACACCUACUACGUCUGGUUUGUCAUCCUCCUUGCCAGCGUAGGUGGGGUCUACACUUCGGUGGUGGUUAAGUACACAGAUAACAUCAUGAAAGGCUUUUCUGCAGCAGCAGCCAUUGUCCUUUCCACUGUGGCAUCAGUUCUCCUCUUUGGCCUCCAGCUAACUGCUACCUUCUCCCUGGGGGCUUUCCUCGUGUGUGUUUCUAUUUACCUCUACGUACCACGACAAGACGCCACCAAAACCCAGCCAGCAGAGACCAAGACCUCAAAAGAGAGACUUGCUACUGUGUGACAGUGUCCAUAAAAAUGGACAGACAAGAGCAAAAAUGGACUUAAAAAGGAAUCUUUUUUUUUCUUCAUAGCCUUAAGCUAGUCACGAAAUGGUUUAAGUGGGAUAGACUAAAAGCAGAAGUUAGUUCUGCUUUACAAGUGCAGUUUCCCAUGGCUGAUGUGAGGCUACCUUAGUGCCCAGGAGAUGGAUGAGUGUUUUACUGAAAGCAUUCUUCAUUCCCAUGGGACAGGGAAGAGUCCCAUUUCCAGGGAAAGCAGAAUGAAGGAACUGAACACUCAGUUGUAUAUUAUGUAUAUAACAAGGGGAG